GGUUUUGCGGUUCAUUCGAUUGUUUCCCUUCGCCCCGAGCGCAAGUGUGCCCCGUGCUGUGUCCGCUGCAGUGGCGAGCGAAGCAGCGAAACCCACCCCGUGUGCGCCCUUCGCUUUGUGCUGGGCGUUUGUGACUGUGUGUGUGUGUGUGCUGUGUUAUCGCUAGUGUGGUGGACACCCCGAACGGUGGAGCACGCUGGUUUCUGUCUGUCGAGUCGAUUGUUGAUCGUGUGUCUGAUGUGACGGAACCGUGUUGCGCGGGGCCCUAGCACGUGGUCGUUGCGUGAGCGAAUGCGCAAAAGUUGCGUACAAGCGUGCAAGUGAAGCGUACCAGCGGAUUGUAAUUGCGUAGCGUUUUAGUGUGCGGAAGCAACAGCUGAGCUUCUGUGUGUGCGGGUUGUACGGCGGGAACAAAAGACGGCGACAGAAUUCCCCCAUUUCAGAACGAGUCUGUGUGAGUGUGUGUGUUUUGUGUGCUGUGAAAAAAAAGAUAAAUCAGCACCAAUCAAGCGGCUGGAGGUGGAACAACGCCAACAAACAAGCAGCUAUCCUCAUAAUGACGAUCCUCACUUACCAUCGUUAAACUCACACGACGCAAAACCACCGACUCCACAACACUCCAACUAUUGGGAGCAGACAGCAGCAGAAUUUCGGCACCAAAGUCACAUUUGUGAUCGCGUGUGUUCGUGUUUGCCCUGAGGCAACCAUCACGAACGAAGAUAAAAUGGACGGAAUGAGUAUGUGGUCCACGCUGGACACCAACUGCAAUGCACUGCACACCGGCACCGAUGAUGACGGUGGAGUCGGCCAGUGUUACAACGACAGCAAAGUUACCGUCAGCUUCUGUGCCAACGCCAUAACGGCCGAGGCGGUGGAGCAGCUGGUCGUGAAGGAAUCGGACUGCCAGAUGCAGCUAAUGACGAAGCCGAGCGAGGUGGCGGUCGUUGUGGACACACCGAACAACCGUGUCCGCGUGGCGCUCGGCGUCCUGAUCCGGCUGAUGCUUCCGCUCACGCAUGGUGUCGCACGUGGCUGGAAGGGGUUGCGCGGGCUGAGCGUGCUGGCCCUGCUCCGGAAGGUUCGCGAAAGCCACGGUCUGCUGACGACGCUGUUCGCGGUUGCGGCCAACACCGUCUCGAUGAGUCUGUCCUCCGUACAAGUGGCGCACCGCAUCGACCCGCUGCUUCGUGUGAUCAAACUCCGCAAGGACUCAUCGCCCACCGUUGCCAUCAAGCAGGGUACUGCUGCUACUACUACUCCCACCGCUGCAACCAGUCAGCUAGCGUCCCUUCGCGUCCCACGCCAUCUACCGGAGCGGUGCGUCGAUUUGGUAGUGCUCGCAGAACCACCCCCGGGUGUACCGAUCCGGGCGGACAUUGUGCUCAUCCACGGGCUGCACGGUUCGCUCGUCAACACCUGGAAGCAGGGCCUGUGGAACAGCGAGGGACGGCUGGUGAACUUCGAGCGCCCUCCGAAACCUCCACUACGGCCACCGAAACGGCAGCGACACUCGCGGGCCAACCUGUUUGCACCGCCGCACGUCUCCAAGCGACCCAAGUUUGAGUAUCCGGCAGAGUGGGAGGAUGGAGGGGCGGGUGAUCGGACGACCGAACAUGACCACCAGUACGAUGAGUCACGGUCCACCUCGUACGAGUUUGCGCACCGACGCUAUACGUACGAGUGCGGCGAACCGGACGAGGUACACUUUGCGGACGAUGUGGAGUACAGCUUUCCCACCUUCCGGUUGCGCAUCGAGGAGAGCGAGGAGCAGGCGGGCGGUCGCAAGCCGGCAACUGCGAUCGACGAUGGAACCGGCUCACCGGGCACCGCGAACGGGAAGAGGAAGCUGCCGAAACCGACGAAGGAUGCAAACUGGUCACCCUGCUGGCCGGGUGACUGGCUGCCGCUCGACUGUCCCGGGGUGCGUGUGAUCGCCGUCAACUACACGACCGAUCCGUACCUGUGGCGACCGGUUUGGAUCACCAAAAGGAAUCGCUCCAGCCUUGUUGAUCGAGCACGGGAGAUGAGUGAUCUGCUGAUAGCGAAAGGGGUCGGUCGUGGACAUCCGAUCGUGUGGGUCGGCCACUCCAAGGGUGGCAUCUUCAUCAAGCAGAUCCUGGUCGAUGCGUGGGAAAGUGGCCGCCCAGCGGCCGAACCACUGUGGCAAUCGUCCCGUGGGACCUUCUUCUACUCCGUACCACAUCGGGGAUCUCCUCUGGCGGACUUCAAUUUGCCGCUGCUGCGCCAAUCGGUGGAGCUGCUGGAAAUACAGAAAAACUGUUCCAGUAUUCUUGAACUGCACAGACGCUUCGUUGCCCUGUACCACAGUGGCCACCUGAAGAUUGACGUGUUCAGCUUCGUCGAGACGGCCAUGACGCUCAUGUCCGUGAUGUACCUGCGCAUCGUUGGCAUCGAUUCGGCGGAUCCCGGCAUCGGGGAGGUGUGCGGGGUGCAUCUCGAUCAUCGGGAAAUCUGUAAACCGCGGAGCCGCAACUGCAUCCUCUACACCGAGCUGGUCAAAAUGAUCAAUCGCGUCAGCUGAAGCCAAAGAAAGGAGAGGGAGAAAGACGUGUGUGAUAAGACGUGCGUGCGGGAGAGGAAUGCCAAACUGUGUGUGCGCGUGUGUGUUUGUGUACAGAAACAUUAGAAGUUAGUGAAGCGCGAUAUAAAUGCUACAACAACGUACCGGAAUAAGGCGGGAACUUGAGCUCGACUUCGCUGAUGAUUGUUUGAAGAGAGAGAGAGAGAGUGUGUGAGAGGAGGGCUCAAUAUUUGUUUUAAAAUAUGUUUCCACUUUACAAUUGCAAAACCUUUUGUUACAAACGUAGUUAGUUACCGUUAAGUAGGGUAGAAAGACGAAGAGAAUGUAAGCCCAACAACUACCGGAUUGCGGGUUAAAGUAGUCGCAUCAGAAAGACAGCCGACGGGGACCAACGUAUACCAUUUUUGAGAUUAGAUAGAUCCAGUUUGGACGAUCGCCGUUAUGGCUGUUACAGUUUCAGUUUUUUUUAAAUGAUUGUUUUUUUUACAUUUUAAAUUUGCGUUAAGUUUGCUGCUUUUGGACCGCUGAAGUGAAGUUUUGAACACUGUUACAGCAAAAGUUUGUGCGACACCUAGCAAAGCUGGAGGUCGGAAGUGCGUUGAGAAAGCAGAGCCUUAAACAGAUGUAAGACAGCUGCUUUAUUUUGUGAUAAUCGAUAAAAAACAGUGCGAUGAUAGAAAGAGAGUGAGUGAGAGAGGAGUUAGCGUAGGUUUACCGAGGGGUGGGUUAGUGUGUGCUCUACUGAUAUGGGGAACCACUUCUCACGCAAAUAAAGAUUCAUUCGAUGGACACAGAGUCCAUAAUGAACGAUAUAAAAUAGCAAA
Anopheles gambiae (African malaria mosquito) is the source of this 3366-nucleotide messenger RNA. RefSeq lists its product as uncharacterized. Lineage: Eukaryota; Metazoa; Arthropoda; Insecta; Diptera; Culicidae. Bases 725 to 2542 code for a protein of 605 amino acids. The transcript has 8 exons. The record is from RefSeq and is a predicted model, not a curated record.